This is a messenger RNA of Phlebotomus papatasi, 485 nucleotides long. Its product is annotated as peptidoglycan-recognition protein LB-like. NCBI's taxonomy places the organism in Eukaryota, Metazoa, Arthropoda, Insecta, Diptera, Psychodidae. The record is from RefSeq and is a predicted model, not a curated record. Gene Ontology annotation, molecular function: zinc ion binding; peptidoglycan binding; N-acetylmuramoyl-L-alanine amidase activity. Gene Ontology annotation, biological process: peptidoglycan catabolic process; innate immune response.
AAUGCCACAGUAGCAGUGAGUGUAUCAAAGCUAUGCAAAGCAUGCAAAAAUUUCAUCAAAAUGAUCGAGGAUGGAAUGACAUCGGAUACAGCUUUGGCGUUGGAGGAGAUGGAAAUAUUUACAUGGGACGUGGCUUUUCUGUGAUUGGUGCACAUGCUCCACGUUACAAUGACAAAAGUGUGGGAAUAUGUUUAAUCGGCGACUGGAGAGAAAAACUUCCGCCUGAGAAGAUGCUUCAGGCAGUUCAAAAACUUAUCCAAUCUGGAGUUGAAGAGGGUUAUAUAGCGAAAAAUUACACACUUCUGGGACAUCGUCAAGUAAGGGAUACGGAGUGUCCGGGACAAAAGCUAUUUGAUGAGAUCAAAACCUGGCCACACUUCUCACCGCAUCCUUCUGGACCAAAUGACACCUACAGGCCGCCCAGUUGAAGUCUCUGUGACCAAUAAACUUUAUAAAAAUGACACAUAAAAUUUUAUGAAACCAUA